Messenger RNA from Stylonychia lemnae, 4269 nucleotides. The record is from the annotation of a GenBank genome assembly. Lineage: Eukaryota; Ciliophora; Spirotrichea; Sporadotrichida; Oxytrichidae.
AUGCGAACUGGUUUAAUAUUGAUAUCAGCAAUAUUUCUGCUUGAGAUUUCUAACGCUUUUGAUUUCUCAUCCAGAAAAUAAUCACAACCUCUUAGAUUUUUAGAUUCUAAUGACUUGAAGAAUAGCAGUCAAUCAAAUUAAGAAAUUUUCUUAAACAAGGAAUCAGUUUCAACAAUCAGUAUUACAGUGAAUGAGAACUAAUCAUAGAAUUCGACAGUGGGAACCCAGAAUACUUCAGAUACAACCAACUCGUCUUAUAAUGGCAAUAAUAGCUAGAAUGAAAAUGGUUAAACAACUGUUUAACUUAAGCUUAGCAAGAAAUAGUUUUACGAAAAGUUUCUGAAAGACUACGGAUUCACUGAAUUUGUCAGUAAAAAGAGUAAGUAAAGAGAGCAGAUUAUCGAAGAACAAAAAAAGUAAAAUUAAUCUAACUAAAAUGGUACUUAAAAUAAUGGAGGCAGUAAUGUCACUGCUAAUACAACUAACAGCACAUCUAAUUCAAGUACUGCUGAAAAUACAACAGCAACCAAUACAACUAACUCAAGUACUUCAAUAGUUAACUCUACCAAUAGCACUAACUAAUCUGAUUCUCAAACCAAUAGCACUUCCAAUCAAAAUGGAACAACUCAAAAUAAUGAUACUUAGUCAUCAAGUAAUAUCAAUUAAACGACGGCUAAUAGUACCACUAACUCAACUAGCAAUGUGACGAAUGAUAGCUUGAACUCUACAAAUUCGAGCUCAGGUAAUUAAUCUGAUAUCCUUAAUGGAACAUCAGGGAAUAGCAGUCAAUCAAACAAUUCUAAUAGUAAUAACAACUAGACAGGCACUAAUAAUACUUAGAAUGACAGCAUGCUCAAUGGAACUAAUUAAACUACAGUUAACCAAACCACAGGAAAUGCAACAAAUGGUACGAAUUCUACUGGGAACCAAACAUUUGACAACUCAACUUCAAACAUGACCACUAAUGGGACAUCUAAUAGCACAAAUUCAAGCAUAUCUUAGGAUAAUUCAACUAGUAAUCAAACCAAUUUAGAUAAUAACUAGACCUCUAAUAUUACUAAUCAAAAUUAAACAAAUGGGACAAGCAAUAGUACUAAUAUAACACUUGAUGGUAGUAAUCAGACUCAAAGUAACAAUACUAUAGGCUUAAAUAUAACAAAUUCAGCAAAUAGCUCUAACAGUUACGAAAAUUAGACUAAUAGCACAGGUUACAGUAAUUAAACAACUAAUACUACAGGCAAUGAAACUGCCUUGAAUUCAUCAGGGUAAGGGAAUAAUACCUAAGUUAAUUCAACUAAUUUGACAGAGGGAAAUAAUAUUACACACAAUAAUUAGACAAAAAACGAGACAUCAUAAAAUGUAACUGCAAACGUUACUGAGAGCCAAAACCACACAAAUCAGACCUAGAAUAAUAAUUCAUCAAAUGUAACUGCUAAUUCAACACAAGAUUCAGGUAAUCAAACAAAUAGUACUAGUCAGUUAAACAAUACAUCUAAUAGUACUAGCAGUCAAAACAACUCUGGAAAUCUUACUUAGAUGGAUAACUCUACUAUUAACCCUAAUCAUACAAAAGAUGGCAAUUUGUCAACUCAAAAUCAGACAAAACCAGAAAAUGUAACUGGUGGGACAAAUAACACAAUGGGAAUGAAUAAUACUAACUAAAAUCCUUCACAAAAUUAGACUAACAACAGCAUUAGCAAUACCACUAAUAAUAAUACUGAUGUGAUCAAUCCAUCCACAAAUCAUACAAAUUCUACUUAGAAUUAAAACUAAGGAAGCAGCAAUCAAUCUAAUUCCUCUUCAGGAGCUCAGAAUCAAACUUAAUCAGUCUAAAAUUUGUCAUAAUAAGUUAAUAGCACUCAAACAAAUAAUACUAGUUAGAACAGUACCACCUAAACAGGUUAAAAUUCCACAUAAGCAAAUAAUCUGACAGAAGGAGGAAAUAAUAAUAAUAAUUAGAGUAGUUCAAAUGAAAAUAGAACCUCAAAUAAUUAAACAAAUAAUCAAAACAAUCAAUCGUAAACUUAGGAGAAUUCUUCUCAUUCUAAUUCUAAUAAUUAAACUGCCAACCCCUAGAAUACUUCUGCUUUAAAUGAAACUUCUGUGAAUAAUCAAACUUAAAUAUCUGAAACUUCUACAUAAUAAACAGUUUCUCCUAACAUUACUAUUGUUGAUAAUACUACUUCAACCACUCCUUCACCAACACCCUCAAAUGAAAUAACCAAUCAAACCAACCUUACAACAACUAUACCCCCCACUUAAACUAAUAAUAUCAGUCAAGUGACAACAUUGCCAACUCCUCAACCUACUGAAUCUAACCAAACAAAUCAAACAUAGACUACAGUAUCAACAACUGCUGCUCCAGUGACAUCAAAUUAGAAUAUCACCAAUAAUAUUACAGAAUCUACAGCAGCACCAGAAUUGACCUAAUAAAUCAAUACUACAUCUACCACACUAGCUCCUACUACUAUGAUUGAGGCAAAUACCACAACUCCUUAACCUAGUGCUGAAACAACAUAGAUUAUAUAAUCUAAUACGACUAUCGACUCUACAACCACUCAUUUACCAACAAAUCAAUCUGUUUCUACAACUACAGAAGUAUCAACUACAACCAUUUAAACACCUGAACCAACUUUAACUCAUAAUGAAACAACUUCAACUACUAUUUCUACAACAAUUGUGACAACAAGUACAUCAACCCCAUCUCCAGAUAGUACAGAAAUAGAAGACAGAAUAAACGAUACUUCAAGUACAACUACUACACCUUAACCUACUGAUACAGAUGAUCAAUCUGCCUAAACUACAGCGACUACUUAUGAGACAUCUACUACAACUGAAACAACAGCAUCAUAAUCAACGAUUGAGUCUACAACUUCCUAAACUAAAUAAGAGGAUUCAACGACUAUGGUUUCGAGUACGACUGAAGUGCCAACGAUAACCUCCACAUCUACAACCACUGAAGCUCCUAUUACAACAACAUCCACUACGAUCACGACAACUACCACUACAAUAGCUACAACUACUACGACAAUUGAACCAUCAACAACAACUGAAACUACUACUACUACAACAACAACUGAGGCAACAACAACAACUGCAACAACUGAGCCAACAACAACUGCAACAACAACAACAACUGAGCCAACAACAACUGAGGCAUCAACAACAACUGCAACUACUACUACAACAACUUAGCCUACUACAACAACUUCUACAUCGAAGACCACUACUGAAGCUCCUUAAACUACAGAAACUACCACAACAACUGAGUCUACUACCAGAUCUUCAACUACCACAACAACUACCCCUGAACCUACUACUACUAGCUCAACCACCACAUCAACUACUACUACUUCUGCAUCUACAACUUCAACUCCAAAAGAUUCUGGUAAAAAUGAUAAUAAUGGCAAAGUUAAUGAUCUUCUAAGAAGAUUGCAAGAAAAUUCUUUCAACUAUACAUCGUAUGUAAACCAAUCAAGCAACAGUAACUAGAACUAAGAUAAUUCAAAUAAUCAAACCUCAUCUAAUACCAAUUCUAGCAGUUCAAAUGAACUUUAGAGUCUUAUAUAAGAGCUACAGACCUUUUUUAUCAAAUUAAAUGAUGCCUUCAAUGCCUAUUUUGGAGAGUAUCUUUUCAAAAACGUUAACUUGAAUGAUGGACAAUAAGUAUACAACUUAUUCCUGUAAGCUGGUCUAGAUGAUAUUGAAUCAAUAUCAGCAACUGAUUCAAGUUCUCCAUCGAAUACUUCUAGCAAUGUUCAACAAUCAAAUGAUAGUGGAAUCAGUAAAUAACUACUUUUAUUCUUAGCAAUUGGAAUCCCACUUACAUCUAUUUUCAUUGGGGUAAUAGUAUACUUCCUUAUUACAAAGAAAAUAAUGGUAAGACAGAUUCAAUAAGAUGGGUCUACCAAAUGGGUUAGAAGAUAUUGCAAGAAAUACCAGAAAUUCGAAAAGGUAUAUACGACCUAAGCAAACGAAAAGACAACGAAAACUUAAGAUGAUAUGACAGUAUAGGAUUAUGAUUCAGUCAGAAUAAUGAUUACUCCAGAAUAGACCAUUAAUCUGAAUUGCUAUAACUCAAUGGAUGUCACACUGUAAAGCACAGAUCAUGCAAUGAAAGGAAGUGCAAUCCUUACUUACCCAAAAUUAGUUUUCGCUAAGCAUGAACCAGUCAUUGAAACCAAAAUAAUUGAAAAUAUUGUUGACAUGAGGUCCGAAUCUUCAUAAAAGUUCAAUGAAAAAUUGUACCAAGAUGAUGUAAAUUGUUGA